AUGUCCCAACCCAAACAACCCCCAACCCUCCUUUUAUGCCCAGGCUCCUGGCACACCCCAACAAGCCUCACCCACCUCCAAACCGCCCUGCAGAGAGCCGGCUACCCAGCCCAAACAAUCGCCCACCCCACCAAUGGCGCCGACCCGCCCACCAAAACCCUCACCGACGACACCACCAACCUCCGCCAGACCCUCUCCCGCCUCAUCGACCAAGAAGGCAAAGACGUCGUGCUAAUCGCCCAUUCCUACGGCGGCCUUGUGAUCUCCAAUGCAGCCGAAGGAUUCGGGAGGCAAGAACGUGCCGAACAGGGUCUGCAGGGGGGCAUUGUACUCCUGAUUUAUAUGACUGCGUUUCUGGUACCCCGGGGGGAGAGCCUUUUUGGGGUAUUGGGGGAGUAUAGACCUGCGAAUAUGGUUUUGGAGGGUUCGUAUUGCCGGGCAACCUCCGCGAAAGAAUCUUUCUACCAUGACCUCUCGCCCGACAUGCUGGUGGAAGCGGAGGCGCAGCUGACGCAUAGCUGUAUUGGGGCGUAUACUGAGAGUGUCAAUUACGAGCUGGCGGAUAUCCCGUGUGCUUAUAUUUUCUGUGAGGAGGAUCGGGCGCUGGGGCUUCCGGUGCAGGAGAUGUUGGUUGACAUGAUGAGGAGCAGUGCGCCUUUUCCAGUCCGGACGGGGCGGUUGAGGGCGUCGCAUUCGCCGUUUUAUAGUAUGCCCAUGGAGACGGCGGAGGUUAUUGUGGGGUUUAUUAGAGAGGUGGAGGGGGUUUAG
This is a messenger RNA of Aspergillus nomiae NRRL 13137, 768 nucleotides long. Its product is annotated as alpha/beta hydrolase. The transcript has 2 exons. The record is from RefSeq and is a predicted model, not a curated record. NCBI's taxonomy places the organism in Eukaryota, Fungi, Ascomycota, Eurotiomycetes, Eurotiales, Aspergillaceae. Bases 1 to 768 code for a protein of 255 amino acids.